AUGUCUGUCCCCGCUACCCCUCCGGCUGUUCAUUUCUCUGCCUCCGAGUCUGCAUCUCGGUCCCCGCCAUCCCACUCCUCCGUCAUCAGCCCUUCCUCCCUGUACCAAACCACCCGCACUUUCCAUCUGCCCUUCUUGGAACCCCCCUCUUACCUUUCGCCUGCCGUGCGUGCUCUCAAACAAGGCUGCUUUGGACUAACACCUCCCAGAAAUGCUCGCACAAGGGCCCCCUUCAAGCCCCGCUCUGCCGCUAAGGGCACGAGCAGUUACCAGCUCCGACAGUUCGCUGAGGCUACCCUUGGAAGUGGUAGCUUGCGCAAGGCUGUGAAGUUGCCUGAGGGCGAGGAUCUCAAUGAAUGGCUUGCGGUUAAUAUUGUCGACUUUUACAACCAGAUCAACCUUCUUUAUGGCUCAAUAACUGAGUUCUGCUCGCCGCAGACUUGUCCUGAGAUGAAGGCGACUGAUGAGUUCGAGUACCUUUGGCAAGACUCGGAGAACUUCAAGCGGCCCACGAAGAUGUCGGCGCCGGAAUACAUCGAGCAUUUGAUGGCCUGGGUUCAGAGCAAUGUCGACAAUGAACAAAUGUUCCCCAGCCGAAUUGGCGUCCCAUUCCCCAAGACCUUCCCCAGUCUCCUCCGCCAAAUCUUCAAGCGUCUGUAUCGUGUCUACGCCCAUAUCUAUUGCCAUCAUUACCCGGUAGUAGUACACCUCGGCCUCGAACCCCAUCUCAACACCAGCUUCAAGCAUUACGUCCUGUUCAUCGAUGAGCAUAAAUUGGCCAGCGGAAAGGACUUCUGGGGACCACUGGGUGAUUUGGUGGACAGUAUGUUGCGCAGUGACUGA
This is a messenger RNA of Penicillium arizonense, 843 nucleotides long. Its product is annotated as Mob1/phocein family protein. The coding region runs from base 1 to 843 and encodes 280 amino acids. Gene Ontology annotation, biological process: cell division; signal transduction; positive regulation of protein phosphorylation. Gene Ontology annotation, cellular component: nucleus; cytoplasm. Lineage: Eukaryota; Fungi; Ascomycota; Eurotiomycetes; Eurotiales; Aspergillaceae. Gene Ontology annotation, molecular function: protein kinase activator activity. The record is from RefSeq and is a predicted model, not a curated record. The transcript is spliced from 3 exons.